Molecule: messenger RNA, 1324 nt
Organism: Chara braunii
Lineage: Eukaryota; Viridiplantae; Streptophyta; Charophyceae; Charales; Characeae
Source: the annotation of a GenBank genome assembly
GCACUUCCAAAGCGUACGACCUCCGGGCAGUGUGAUGGAAACUAUGUUGUUCCACUCGAGCACGGCAAGGCUUCAUGGCCAUCAGUGCCCUGAUCUGCGAUGUCAAAACAUAUGUGAGACUGCAGCACACACACACACAAAACUAAUAACCGGUCCGUUGACUCAUCCGAUGAGGUGCUCGUCGGGGAAGAUUAGUGAUGUGAGUGGCGCAGCUGCAGCGGGGACAAAUGGCGAGGUACACGGUUGGCUUGUUCGGAGGGGGGACUUGUGGGGAUGCCCUGGUCGCCCAUGCCUUUCUCAGCAGGGAUCCAGGGUUCUUCUGGGAAGGAGAGCGGAAAAGAGGAAAGCGAGGGGGCAACAGACAGCAGGUGUGAAAGUUGUGGCGAUGGCGAAUGAGCAUCAAGAUCUGUACGAGACCUUAGGGAUUAGCGCGACUGCAAGCGACCGUGACAUUAAGCAGGCGUAUCGACGACUGGCGUUGAGGUUCCAUCCUGAUGUCAAUAAGGAACCGGACGCACAGGAAAAAUUUCUGCGGAUAAAGAGUGCGUACCAAACACUUUCGGACCCAUCGAGCCGAAUCCGCUACGAUGCCGUGCGUAGGAGGGGGGAUGAGAGUUGGAGUCCUUUUGGUGGCUGGGGCAGUUCAGGUGCAAAGUCAAAAGAAGACGAAGAGUUUUACGGUUUGGGAGAAUUCUUUCGGGACCUUGAAAAUGAUCUGAACAAGAGGCAGCAGGAAAUGGCAGAGGGGAAAGGAAAGAGUCUGUGGGAAGAACUAGCGGAACUGGGCGAGGAGUUUGUGGAAUUCUUGGAGAAGGAGCUGACUAUCCCAUCUCCUGGGCAGGCACAAAACUCUUGGGGAGGAGCAUCACCAAACGGCAGUGAAAGCGAGCAGCGAGAGCGUAGUAAGACGUCAGCAGAAAGAGUAGUGGCCAUUGAUGGAGAUAUGGUCAGCGUGAACUACCGAUGCACGACAGAAGAUGGCAAGCUACUUUACGCCUCUGAAGAACCCAUUUCUUUUGAAGUCGGAGCUGGAGACGUGAUGGGCAACCCGCUAUUCCAAGGCUUCGAUCAAGCAUCAAGAGGUCUGGCCGUCGGAGAGUGUAGCAGCUUCACGGUGAGCAAUGAGCUUCAAUCUAGGUACCUUGCUUUUGUCGUUCUUUUUUAGCUUGACGUGCGAGACCACCUUACCUCCUCCUGUCGAGCCUGAUGCUGUAGCGGCGGUUACUGUCAGUCCAUCGGCGGGCGGGAAAUCCGGCCCAGUCGUAGGGCGGAGGCGCUCCCAGGUAGUGGUCAUUUAAUCAUUUAAUAAAGGCAGACGAUCGUC